AUGUCGGCGUCUUUCGAGCAGAUGAGGGCGAACGUGGGGAAACUCCUGAGAGGGAUCGACAGGUGAGAAAGAGCCAAUCAGGAGGCGGGAGAGCAGUUUAGUCCGCGCGCUAAUGCUAAAGCUAACAGCAGCUGAGUUUAAGGUUUACAGAAAAACGAUUUUAAAAAGAUUUUAUGAUUAUUAUAGUUUUAUUUAAGGGUUCCUUCUGUUUUCACUGAACUCGGGACAGUUUAAUUUAAUGUUUCUGAUGAUUAUAUGACGUUAAAAUGUCUAAUUUUCAGUCAGUCAGACUGUGGAGAGCUAACGUUAGCAGAGGGUCUUCAUCUUUGUCUUCCUCCUCCUCUGUAAGAUGAAGAUGAAGGUUCCGGUCCAAAACACUCACUGACUCUAAAGACAGAGACGGGUUCGGUUCUGUAGAAAGUUCUGAGUUUAAAGGCGGGUUUAUUUAUUUAUUAAAAAAAAAAAAACUUUAACACAAAAAAAUUAAAAAUCUCCACAUUUUUGUUUCUAAAUAAUCGGGUUUCUUUGUAGUUUUAACACAUUUACAGACGGAUGAUCCUCAGGAGAACACGAUGGAGACCAAACCGCCUUAUUAACUUUAAAAGACUUUACUGUGAUAUUCUCUGUAGGAAAAGUGCUUUUAAAUAAAGUUUGAUUGAUUGAUUGAUUGAUUGAUUGAUUGAUUGAUUGAUUGAUUUGUCAAACAGGCGAAGUAGAAACAACAACAUCAGGGUUACAUUUGACUAAACCUGUAAUAUAAAAAAUAUUAUUCUUAAAGUCAAAGAGUCUUUAUUUGUCUCUGAUGGGAGAAAUUGAUCUUGAUUAGAAGGUUCUGCUGCAGACACACACAUUUAACCGCACACUCACACGACAACAACCGCCAUAAAAAAAUCAAUUACUAAAUACAACGGGAGAUAAAAUACAAAAAAUUAUAUAAUCAAUAGAGAUGUCAAAGUUAAUAAAUAGAUAAACAAUCUAGAUAUUCUCAAAAGUGUCAAUAGAGUAAUUGAUCAGUGUAAAGUCAGAGUAUCAUCCUCUAACCUCCUCCUCUCAUCGUCUCCGUCCUGAACCACCCGCUCAUCUCUGAGCUUCACUGACAGUGGGAUGAAUGAAUGAGAGCUCGGACCUGUCGUGGUUCUGUACCUCCGUCCUGAGUUCAGUAACUCAGUCACACGUACUCAGGCUUCAGGUCAUGUCACAUGUCUGUUAGGAUAUUAUUCACCAGUUUAAGGAUUGAUUGUUGAAACAGGUCUUUCAAAGUUGCGGGUGCUGACCUGCCAAUCAUUUUUUCUGCCGUUUUUAUCAAAUUUAAAAUCAGACUCCUCGAUUUCACAGUUCGGUUACCGUACCAACGGACAAUCCCACCGUAACACCGACUGGAUGGUUGUUCUGUAAAAAACACUCUGAGCCCACGUAAAAAUAAAGAAACAAUGCCACGUGUGUGUGUGUGUGUGUGUGUGUGUGUGUGUGUGUGUGUGUGUGUGUGUGUGUGUGUCAGUAUGGACCCCCGGUGUUUGUAAGAGUGAACCUGCUCCACAUGACGUCCAUAUAUGGACACUAAGUAGGUUAUAAAGUUCACCUGGGGGGUCUCCCCGGGCUUCCUACCAUCAUGGACGCCAUCGUGAAAAUGACGCCUCUCUCGUGGUCAAACUUUGGUAAACUUUAGUUUGUUAUUAAGGACGUCUAAUACUAUAAAAACACGGACUCUGGAUCCGUGUGAGUCCGUUCUCAGGUUCCUGAUCCGGCCUGGAUUUGUUGUUUUUCUGAAACAAAUCAGACCAGAUCAGUUUUACCAGAUAAAGACCUUUUACUAAAGUAGACCAGUUCAUGGAUCAGGAUUUAAGCCUGAUGGUCUGAGGUCAGACCCGGUCUCAGCUGGACUGAUGGGUCGUUCUUGUCCUGCAGGUAUAACCCAGAAAACCUCGCCACCUUGGAGCGUUACGUUGAGACACAAGCCCGAGAAAACGCCUACGACCUGGAGGCCAACCUGGCGGUCCUGAAGCUGUAAGUGGGACAUGGUCUGAGAGAUCCUGGUGGUCUGAGGAGGGCUCAGGUCUUCAUACGUCCCUGUUUAUCUUGUGUUGUUGGUUCUGUGCAGGUACCAGUUCAACCCGGCCUACUUCCAGACUCAGGUGACGUCUCAGAUCCUGCUGAAGGCUCUGACCAACCUGCCGCACACAGACUUCACCCUCUGCAAGUGCAUGAUCGACCAGACUCACGUAUCCUCUAGAUGCUCUUUUCUACGUCUUCUUUUAUAAUUCAAAGUUUAUUAUUUUUCAAUGUCGCAGCAGACAAACAAACAUCAAACAAAACAGAUGUAAUGGAGGUCAAAGAUAGUCAUAAUGAUAAAAUAAAAAAGAGGAAAAUAAAGACAGAGAGUGAACACAUCAGUCUCUCAGAACUCUCCCAGUUUUCUCAUUUUCACUCUUUUAUCUCUCCAUCAUCAUCAUCAUCUGUGUUUCCCUCAGACUCAGAGUCGGAGCUCAGGGUUCCUCAGAAUAGUCUGUACACAUGUUAUUAUUCCAAUUUUAAUAUUAUAAAACUGUAUUUAUUCAGCAGAGGCACCAUAAGGAGACAUCAUCUCUGUGAUCUGGGAAGUUCAUAAUUUAAUGAUUUACUUAUAUAGUCUUUAACUUUUUCCCAUAAGAGGAGGAUCUUUGAACAUUUCCAUGAAUAAAUGUUCCACUUCCUGCCCCACACUUCAACAGAGAAGACAGAUCUUUCUCCUAUAUCCUCUGAAGAUCUUAACAACCAUGAUUAUUUAUCCAUGGACUCAUCUCAGACCAUCUUGAAGCUCUAGGAUGGAUUUUGGGUUAAUGAAGUAGAAUUAGAUUGGACUUCUGUCCUGACCAACAGGAACCACCUCUUUAACACGGUCUCUUCUUUAUUUACUAAAGUGGACUCUUGUUUUCGCCGUCUUUAAUCUGAACGUGGAUCCAGACUGUGGUGGUCCUCAGAGACCUGCUGGUGUCCAGAGUUUAAUCCCACAGAGUCCCUCACUCUGAGACUCGCUGCGACAACUUCAGUUUAUCCUAAAAGAGUCGAAACAGAAAGAAAUGAAUGUGCAGCAGAGGGGUUUUAGUGCUCUGGUCCAGGUCAGGAGGGUCCAGGUCAGGAGGGUCCAGGUCAGGAGGGUCCCGGUCAGGAGGGUCCAGGUCAGGAGGGUCCAGGUCAGGAGGGUCCCGGUCAGGAGGGUCCAGGUCAGGAGGGUCCAGGUCAGGAGGGUCCAGGUCAGGAGGGUCCAGGUGAGAACCAGUAGCGGGUUUGGGUGUAAUGUGGUCUGUUUCAUGAUGAAGACCUGGUCCCUGAGAAAACCGUCUCUGAGCGUCUUUACAUACUGACGUGUUGUCGGCGUGAGUCAGCUUAAGGGUGUCAGGGUCACAUAUCGGGGUCAGGGGUCGUUUCCUUGACUACAGUGUCGCAGCAGGAGGAGCGCCCCAUCAGACAGAUCCUCUACCUGGGAAACCUGCUUGAGACCUGCCACUUCCAGAGCUUCUGGGUAUUUACACACACUCACACACACACACACACACACACACACACUCACACACACACACACACACACACACACACUGAGCACAGCAGUCAGGUGUGUAUUUGCUCUAUUAGGUCCUUUGAUUUCACGACGUUUGUGCAGCAGGUGAAAAGUUUGAUCAAAUCAGCUGAUCGUGUUUUUGUCGUCUCUCUUAAUCGGACUCACCUGCUGAUCCAGGAUCUCGAACUUUCCAGAACUUUCCAUCACUCAGUUCGUUUACAGUCUCAGUUUAAUCAGACUAACCUCAUAACUCGUCUUUCUCUCUGAAUCAGACUUCUCUCCUCGUCCUCGUUUACAUGCAGCUGAGAAAAUCGAGUUAUUGAUGUGAAUAACAAUGCUAUAACAGGUCUGUGACAGGUCUAUAACAGGUCUAUGUCAGGUCUGUAACAGGUCUAUAACAGGUCUGUAACAGGUCUAUAACAGGUCUAUAACCGGUCUAUGACAGGUCUAUGUCAGGUCUGUGACAGGUCUGUAACAGGUCUAUAACAGGUCUAUAACAGGUCUAUAACAGGUCUGUGACAGGUCUAUAACAGGUCUAUGUCAGGUCUGUGACAGGUCUGUAACAGGUCUAUAACAGGUCUGUGACAGGUCUAUAACAGGUCUAUGUCAGGUCUAUAACAGGUCUAUAGCAGGUCUAUAACAGGUCUGUGACAGGUCUAUGUCAGGUCUGUGACAGGUCUAUAACAGGUCUGUGACAGGUCUAUAACAGGUCUGUAACAGGUCUAUAAUGGGUCUGUGACAGGUCUAUGUCAGGUCUAUAACAAGUCUGUGACAGGUCUAUAACAGGUCUAUAACAGGUCUGUGACAGGUCUAUAACAGGUCUAUGUCAGGUCUGUGACAGGUCUAUAACAGGUCUAUGUCAGGUCUGUGACAGGUCUAUAACAGGUCUAUAACAGGUCUGUGACAGGUCUAUAACAGGUCUGUGACAGGUCUAUAACAGGUUUGUAACAGGUCUAUAAUGGGUCUGUGACAGGUCUUUGUCAGGUCUAUAACAAGUCUGUGACAGGUCUAUAACAGGUCUGUGACAGGUCUAUAACAGGUCUGUGACAGGUCUAUAACAGGUCUAUAACAGGUCUGUGACAGGUCUAUAACAGGUCUGUGACAGGUCUAUAACAGGUCUUUGUCAGGUCUGUGACAGGUCUAUAACAGGUCUAUGUCAGGUCUAUAACAGGUCUAUGUCAGGUCUGUGACAGGUCUAUGUCAGGUCUGUGACAGGUCUAUAACAGGUGUUUCUCCUCCUCCUCCUUCUCCUCCCUCUGACCAAAGUCUCUCUUCUUCUCCUCCUUGUCUUCCUGACAGACGAGUCUGGAGGAGAACAGGGAGCUCAUUGACGGCAUCACAGGAUUUGAAGACUCUGUUCGUAAAUGUGAGUAUCAUCGUCUGACUCUGACUCGUCACUCCUUUCAGCUUCAUCACACCAUCAUCAUCUGUUGUUCCUCUGGUCUUCUCCUGCAGUCAUCUGUCAUGUGGUGGGCAUCACCUACCAGACCAUCGAGCACCGGUUACUGGCUGAGAUGUUGGGAGAUCCUCUGGGUAAGGGGUCAGGGGUCAGGGGUCAGGGGUUAGGGGUUAGGGUCACAAAAACCAGUAAGAACCAAAAAAACAUCUGUUAAAAAAAAACACGACACAUCAUCAGGAAACCGACAUGUAACCUGAAUGAAGAGAGCGUCACUCUCACCUGUGUGUGUGUGUGUGUGUGUGUGUGUGUGUGUGUGUGUGUGUGUGUGUGUGUCUGUCUGUCUGUCUGUCUGUCUGUCUGUCUGUCUGUCUGUGUGUGUGUGCGUGUGUGUGCGUGUGCGCAGACACACAGGUAAAGAUCUGGAUGAAUAAAUACGGCUGGACAGAGAACGAGGAAGGACAGAUCUUCAUCUUCAACCAGGAGGAGAGCGUCAAACCUAAAAACAUCGUGGAGAAAAUCGACUUUGAGAGUGAGUCUCCGACCCGACGAACACGGAGAAAAAACGAACAAAUAAACCAGAAAAUAUGGAAAUAUGAUCCCAAUGAACUUUGACCUUUUUCUUCUUCUUCUGCUCACAGGUGUGUCCAGCAUCAUGGCUACAUCCCAGUGA
This is a messenger RNA of Xyrichtys novacula (pearly razorfish), 5604 nucleotides long. NCBI's taxonomy places the organism in Eukaryota, Metazoa, Chordata, Actinopteri, Labriformes, Labridae. The record is from the annotation of a GenBank genome assembly.